This is a messenger RNA of Phycomyces blakesleeanus NRRL 1555(-), 3354 nucleotides long. RefSeq lists its product as hypothetical. Gene Ontology annotation, molecular function: protein phosphatase regulator activity. The record is from RefSeq and is a predicted model, not a curated record. Gene Ontology annotation, biological process: protein dephosphorylation. The transcript has 11 exons. Bases 1 to 3270 code for a protein of 1089 amino acids. Lineage: Eukaryota; Fungi; Mucoromycota; Mucoromycetes; Mucorales; Phycomycetaceae.
AUGAACUUGAACAAGCUGUCAAAAGUCGGACGAUGUUUCUGGAAUGAAUUUCAUGCUGCUGAUGUUACGCGAGAUGAUGAAGCUGGUGUUGUCCCAGUAUCCGAAUUAUAUGCACUGCUCAGCAGGACUUGCAACCGAACACUUGAUCUCGGCUUUGAUUUCCCCGAUGAACAGGAUGAUUACGACAUUGACGAUGAGACAUUUCCGCCCCCAUCCCAAUCUGUGGAUAAGAAUCCCACAAAUCAACUUUCGUCCGAUGCUCCAGCAUCUAUUUCCAGAACUGACAACUCAACUGUUACGCAACACAAAGAACCAAUCGACGAAAAAGAACGAGACAACAAGAUGACCAAACCAACUCAAGACAAACACUCAGAGUCAUUGCUACAAGCAAUGGCCCAAGAUGGACCAGAUGCAAGUCUAGAAGAUCGAAUGGCGAAUGAACCAAUGUCGCCUAUGGAACGAAUAUGUAUGCUUGAAAAGAGUCAUGAAGAGAUCCAUAGACUGCUACUGGCUAAGGAACUCGCCGAAACUCUCGACGAGAUUACUGUGGAACAGGCUGUUUGCGACGUACUUCCAAUGAUUCACCGAGUCGGUACCGAUCCAGACGAGACUGUACGCGAACAGUUGGCCAGCGAACUCGAUAAGAUGAUCAUGUAUUACUACAAGAACGCACCGCCAUUGGCACCGGCGCCAGCACCAGUCAGUAAAAUGAAACAAUCGCCGGAAUCCGAAUCCCCUCUCUCACCCAGUCAAGACGUCGAAAUGACCACAGUUUCUCUCAAUUUCAACCCUCUUGACAACCCCACAUCAAACCAACCAAACCCUACUCCAGCUCCAACUACUACUCACACUCCUACCACCACUACCACCACUACCACCACUACCAUUACCAAAAAAAAACCUACCCAGCCCGAAUUUCAUAUCCAAUCCCAAGUAUUUGCACCCCUGUUGAUCAAUUUCUUGCUUGACCAGAACACUGCCCUUACUAAUCUUGGACAACAAUGCAUAAUGUCUGUUGCCAAUUUCCUUGUCUCAAAAGACACGGAUUUCUAUCGAUCCCUGCUACAGAGUGAUAUUAUUGAUGGUGUGUUGAUGGGAUUAGUGGCAAUUUCUGAAGGAAAAUCACAUCAUGGUCAGGAUGACGACGAAAACGAUGGCGGCGAAGACGAUCACAACAACAACAAUAGUAGUGGUGGCAAUAAUAGUGAUAGUAUGGAUAUCGAACACAACCAAGCUAGACGUGCGUCUGCCAACAGACGAGGGAGUGUACCAGGAUUUGAAGGGUCUGGAUACAUGAGCAGCUUCCAGUCCUCGGAAGAACCAGAGGAAGGGGAUAUGAAUAUGGCUAAAAUGACAUGCUUGACUUUGAUCAGUGCUAUUGCGCAUAUUUUGGGUCCUGAUUUAUGUAUCAAACACUGUGUGCCAAUUGUUGAAAAGCUGGCAAAGGAUAACAUGUUUUUUGUCCGUAAAGAAGCCGGAGUGACUAUUGGAAGUCUUGCUUCUGUUAUGAGUCAGCAGGAUGUGAUUGAACGAUUGCUUCCAAUAUAUCAUAGCUUCUCAAAAGAUAAUAUCUGGCAUGUUCGUCAAGCAUGUGUUAUUUCUCUUCCACCAUUAUGUGGUGCAUUACCAGAGGAUCAAAAGGUUCAAUUGGCGGUCGAAGGAAUCGUAUUAUUUGAGACUGAUACAUCCCGCAACGUACGCAGUACUCUGGCAGAGACGGUGGGAGAGUUAAUUGCAAAAUUCUUACCAAAUGACUGGGAGACAACUCGAAGACCUGGAAAGGUUCCCGAAGUAUUACUGGAAUUUUUCUUGUCAUUGGCUAAUACAGCAACGUCUGGCCAAAUGUUUAAGCUGGAAACAGAUCGAGCCAUUAUUUGUGCCUACAACUUCCCCGUGGCAGUAUUGACGGCCGGCCACGAAUAUUGGGAUUCUCACCUUAGGGAAACCUAUCUAAAUCUGACCAAGAACUACCAGAUCAAGGUUCGAUGCACAUUCGCGUAUUCUCUUCACGAGAUCGCGCGUAUCAUCGGACCAGAAAACACCGAGCGUGAUCUUGUACAGAUAUUUGCCAUGUAUCUAAUGGAUCUGGACGACGUCAAACAAGGUGUAUUAGAACACCUGGCUGAUUUUUUGGGUACUCUGGCGGUCACUUCUCGUAACGAAUACAUUCCAAUUCUGGCUGAAGUUUGGGAUGGUGUGAUGACAAAUUGGCGUCUGAGAGCUAUUCUGACAGCACAAUUGAGAGACAUUGCCUUGUUGUUUGAUGCUUCACGCGUGGUUGAACAUAUCUUACCGUUGGCCAUCAGAGCAUGUCAUGACGAGUAUGCAGCCGUAAGAGAGACAGGCGUACGAGUGUUUCCUGUGAUUCUAGAAGUCGUUAAGCAGGCUGUGGUUGAAGAAAAUGAAUCAGAUACCCAGAGCUUUGAUGAAGACGAGGAUCUGGCAGGCAAUAAAAUUGCUUUGUUGAGUCACGUCAUGGAGAGAUUGGAUGAAUUUGCAAAGGCAGAAAUGUACCGUUCUAGACUUGUAUUUGCCAAUAUUUGUAAGAUGCUACUCGAAGUUGGCAUUUCUGCAGCCGAUUUUGGUGCGUUCUUUAUUCCUAGAUUAGGGCCUCUGGCCUACGACCCUAUUGUGAAUGUGCGAAUUGCAGCAGCAAGGACCAUAAGAGUAGCUUACAAAGAUGAUCGAUUUUGUAAAGCCUUGUAUGCAAUUCAUCCAUUGGAAGGGAUUGAUCAUGAUGAGGUUCCUCCUGGACAGGCUAUCGAUCACAUGCUGUACCGGUUUGCACUGGAUAGUGAUAAGGAUGUACGUUCAUUUGCAGAAGACCUAGUGGAUCCGAUCCAGUUAGAGGAACGUAGAUGUGAAAUGAAGGCUGCGGAAGAAGUUGCGAUUGAUGUACCUGUGAGAACCUACGUUUCUGGAGAUUAUUAUGGCAGUAGCUCUGUGGAUGGAAUUGGAAAUGGAGAUACAAAAGCUGAGGAACUAAGGGCUAGUACACACAUGCAGGAGAUUGACAGGACGUCUUCGUCUUCGUCUUCUGUUACAACUGAUUCAAGUGGUGUGAAUUCGAUGGAAGACGAAGAAAGUUCCGCGCACAGACAACAUCAAGAAGAAAACACACACAUGGAAGAGGAUGAGCCAAUGGGAGAUUUGAACAGACCGACAAAGUCAAUUGAGAGUGACGAGACAGAUAAAGAGUAUGUCUAUCUCUCUAAAAGUCCACCUCUUCGUGAUAGUUCACCAACUACAUCUGUUGUGAUUAAAAGAUAGUCACUACAAAUUAUGCCCAAAAAAAAUACGACUCCCAAAAAAUAUUAUAAUACCAUACGCUAUUUCCCAGAUUUAUGCGAUACC